GUUAAUGAAAAUUGUAAUUAAUUUUCAUUUAUUAUUACAACUAAUCGAUGCUAUUGUCAUUGUUGAACCAACAACAACAACAACAACUAAUCAUAAUCAUAAACAUGUUACGAAUAAUAAUGAUAAUCAAUUUAAAUUAAUACCAAAAAUGAUUGAUAAUUUUACAACAUCUACUACUGCCAAUAAUCAUUUAUCAACGCCAAAACGAUUAGUCGAGAAACACCAUGAUAAUCAGGUGAACACUAUUGUUACGGUGAGCAAUUUUACUGCGAAAAAUAAUCAUACCCCUGAUAAAAAUGAUGAUGAUGGUAUUGAACAUUUUAUUCAUUUCAAUCAAUAUAUGGGUUGGAUUUCAAUCAUUUAUAUGGCCAUUAUUGCGUUGGUUUAUAUUGUUUCAAGACUGGAUGUUAUCAAAGAAAUUUUUAAAGGAAAUUUUGAUCAAUUUCGACCAUUGAAUUUAAUUGUGGAUGAGGAUUCAUUUGAACAACAACAACGAGAGGAGCAGGAACAACAACUACGAUCUAUUGAUACAUUGACAUCUGGAUCAAGCAUUCAACAACGUAGAAAUCGAUCAUCAUCAAAUGGUUCAUUGAGAGCAGUAAGCAGUAACGACAACAACAACAACCACCAAAAUAACAAAGACAACAAAAACAACAAAAAUCAUCAUCGAAGAUCUUCAAAUCGUAAAAAUCGUUUCAUCGGCAAAAUGAAUGUCAUUCCUGAUGGUGUAACGGAAUUUAUUCAAAAAAUUACAACCAAUUUUUAAAAUAGAAAACUUUUUGUAAAAAUGAACUAUGUUUUUUUGAAAAUAAAUCAAAAAUCAAUACAA
This is a messenger RNA of Dermatophagoides pteronyssinus (European house dust mite), 829 nucleotides long. RefSeq lists its product as uncharacterized. The record is from RefSeq and is a predicted model, not a curated record. Lineage: Eukaryota; Metazoa; Arthropoda; Arachnida; Sarcoptiformes; Pyroglyphidae.